AUGAGGUUGAGAGAGAUAGAAGAGAGGUUACAUGAGUUAAAGGCAUCUACCAUAUCAAAACCACCUGCCUUAAAAUUUAAGGUUGAGAAUUUCUUCUGUAUGGGAUCUCCAUUAGCAGUGUUUUUGGCAUUGCGUGGCAUCCGUCCAGGAAACAGCGGUAGUCAAGAUCAUAUUCUGCCCAGAACAAUUUGUAACCGCUUACUAAAUAUUUUUCAUCCAACAGAUCCAGUGGCCUAUAGAUUAGAACCUUUAAUCCUGAAACACUACAGCAACAUUUCGCCUGUCCAGAUCCACUGGUACAACACUGCAAACCCUCUACCUUACGAGCAUAUGAAGCCAAGUUUCCUCAACCCAACAAAAGAACCUACCUCAGUUACCGAUAGCGAAAGUGCUUCAACUGCUCCGAGCCCAACUACUUCACCUGUCAUGGGUCGACGCCACUACGGGGAGUCUAUAACAAACAUAGGCAAAGCCAGUAUACUAGGAGCUGCGAGUAUUGGGAAGGGCCUCGGCGGGAUGCUUUUUUCAAGAUUUGGUCGAUCUAGUACAACCACCGAGCCAGGAAAAGACGGAACUGAGGGGGACAACAAGAAGGCUACCACUGUUGGGACGCCACCUUUACCCCACAGCAGCUCGGGCUUUCUGGAACCCACAGUGGAACUGGAGCACAGGAUUGAUUUUGAGCUCAGGGAAGGUCUCGUGGAGAGCAGAUACUGGUCUGCGGUCACAUCACACACUGCCUACUGGUCAUCUCUGGAUAUUGCUCUUUUCCUUCUAACCUUCAUGUGCAAACACGACCAAGAAGAUACCAACAAGUCCAAUUUAGACACUAUUUGAAUUUUUGACGGGGGGUGGGGCGGGAUGGGAAAGGAAAUUUUAAAACAAAUGGCACAAAACUGAUGUUGCACUGUUGAACCGCAGUAUAUAUGGCAUGGA
Eurypyga helias (sunbittern) is the source of this 936-nucleotide messenger RNA. RefSeq names its product phospholipase DDHD1-like. The coding region runs from base 1 to 837 and encodes 278 amino acids. The transcript is spliced from 6 exons. NCBI's taxonomy places the organism in Eukaryota, Metazoa, Chordata, Aves, Eurypygiformes, Eurypygidae. Gene Ontology annotation, molecular function: metal ion binding; glycerophospholipase activity. The record is from RefSeq and is a predicted model, not a curated record. Gene Ontology annotation, cellular component: cytoplasm.